Molecule: messenger RNA, 1985 nt
Organism: Dermacentor silvarum
Lineage: Eukaryota; Metazoa; Arthropoda; Arachnida; Ixodida; Ixodidae
Product: lipase 3-like
Exons: 9
Coding region: 158-1414 (418 amino acids)
Biological process (GO): lipid metabolic process
Molecular function (GO): hydrolase activity, acting on ester bonds
Source: RefSeq, a predicted model, not a curated record
UCUCGAGUAAAGGAUUAGAGAGGUCAGCCGCCGAGACGAAUCGUUCUUUCUGUUUUGUGCAGAAAGCUCCGUAGAAUGGAAAGAGGAACGAGCAUUUGCUGAGUGAACCGCUCGGCAGACGUGACUCUCAUUACUCCCUCGUUAGCACCACCGCAUAAUGAAGGCCUUUGCUGCAUUCGGAGGGAAGUACCAUACGUUGGGGACACUUGUAGGGCUCCUGACGUCACUACUCUGGCUGCAUCAACUGUCGGUGGGCAACGUGGACCCAGACGUCGAAAGAAACGUGACGGAGAUAAUCGCAGACAAGGGUUACCUGGUGCAAGAACACACGGUCACCACGCGUGACGGAUACGUGCUGCCCCUGCAGAGGAUCCCUUACGGUCGAGAUGAGCUCCGGUCAUCGUCGUCGUCACCUACCCGUCGUUUCCAUCCACGGCCGCCAGUGAUAGUCAUGCACGCACUUCUUUUCUCCUCCACUGUGUGGGUGGUCAACGGGCCAGACCAGAGCUUGCCCUAUGUGUUGGCCGACGCCGGUUUUGACGUGUGGCUGGGUAACGUGAGGGGAAACAGCCAGUCCAGACACGUCAACUACACGUGGUACCAGAAGGAAAUGUGGGAUUUCAGUCUGGAUGAAAUCGGUGAAUUCGACGUGGCAGACACGAUUGACUUCGUGCUAAAUGUGACUGGUCACAACAAGACUUUCUUCGUCGGGCAUUCCUUGGGCGCAGCAACACUGUUCGGAUUACUCUCCGAAAAACCGGACUACAACAACAAGAUACUGCUGUUUUCGGCUAUGGCACCGGCAAUACGCCUCCACAACAUGACGUCACCAAUUCCUCGCAUUCUGCCCAUAUUGAACGAGCUGGCGGCGUUCGCGGCGCUGUUCGGCAGGUACGACUUCCUCUCCCACGACCGAAUGACCCACUUCAUCGUGACAACCAUAUGCCGCUACCCUGUGACCCGGGCCAUUUGUCCAUGGAUCAUAAAUGUUAUCGCCGGCCAGCAGACUCGACCAAUCAAUGCGACUCGCAUGCCAGUUUUUCUAAAGGACACUCCUGCGGGGACAUCCUACAAGAAUAUGAAGCACAUGGGUCAGGUCUACACAACGAGGCGCUUUGGAAAGUUUGACUACGGAGCACAGCGCAACAUAGAAGUCUACGGGAAGGCGACGCCCCCGGAAUACGACUUCCGGCGCGUGUCGGCGCCUGUGGCCCUGUUUUGGAGCCAAGCGGACGCCCUGGUUUCAGCCGAGCACAUGGCUACCCUGCGUGAGAAGCUGCCCAAUCUGGUGCUCGACUUCCGGGUGGCGGACGAUCGGUUCAGCCACCAGGAGUUCGCCAUCGGAGUCACCGCCAAGGAAGCCGUGUACGAUGACUUGGUGGACAUCAUGAAGCGCUUCUCCGGACAGGGUUAGGAAGUGACGCGCGUUUACGAGCGGCUCGACAAGUAUUAUCCGGAAAAGUUGAUUCACUCGGACAGCGGCCAUCGCUACUCGAGGCGAUUGAUAUCAACACUAACGGGGUUAGAUUGCAAACAUGUCAGAUUCAAGGAGUAAUUUGGCCCGUGGCCAAGGAGUGUCAUGCAAAGGUGCCUUAAGCGGACACUAGAGAUCAAAAUGGGUUGAGCUCUAUUAGUCGACUACCGUUAUAAAAUACCAGAAGAAUCACUACGAUCAUGAGAGGAGGCUUUAUGAGUCGGAAAAGAACAAAAAAAGCAAAAAAGAAAAAGAAGACACAAGUGGCGACGCCGUUUUCGAUUUGUCGCACCAGCCAUGACGUCAUGGAUUUUGGCAGCCUCUUCUCGGCUCUAGUGUUUUUUUUUGUGUUUUUUUUUUAAAUCGGUGAACAUGAACUACAUUGCAUUCUAUAGGAGCGAGAGAGUGAGUUUUAGUUUCUGGAACAGUUUACUGCUCAACAACUGCCCAUAUGCGAGGAAUCGCGUCAAAAGUCAUGACGUCACGCUGACGUAUGGGCGCUGGGGCUUCG